This is a messenger RNA of Zingiber officinale, 1884 nucleotides long. Its product is annotated as probable CoA ligase CCL9. Lineage: Eukaryota; Viridiplantae; Streptophyta; Magnoliopsida; Zingiberales; Zingiberaceae. The coding region runs from base 93 to 1667 and encodes 524 amino acids. The transcript has 4 exons. Gene Ontology annotation, molecular function: medium-chain fatty acid-CoA ligase activity. Gene Ontology annotation, biological process: fatty acid metabolic process. The record is from RefSeq and is a predicted model, not a curated record.
UCGUGUCAUAUCUUAUUCGCUAGAUACUUCACGUUUGGAUUUGUGCUGUGUAUUUUGUGGAGUUUCAGCCUCUUAUUUGUGUGGUUUCAGCGAUGGAGAGCGUCACUCUCACAGGCGCCCUGAAGAAGGCCGCCGCCGAUUUCCCCUCCCGCCUCGCCAUCGCAGUCCCCGGCCGCGUCGAGCUCUCCCACGCCCGCCUUCAACAGAUCGUUGACGGCGCCGCUGCGCGUCUCGUCGCCGCCGGACUCCGCACUGGCGAUGUCGUCGCCCUUGUUUUCCCUAACACCGUCGAGCUUGUGAUCGCCUUCUUGGCCGUGAUCCGCGCUCGAGGCGUGGCGGCGCCGCUAAAUCCCGCGUACACGCGGGAGGAGUUUGUGUUUUAUAUCUCUGAUUCGGAGUCGAAACUGUUGUUGACCAACGUCGAAGGUAACGCGGCGGCAGAGGCUGCGGCGGCGGAGAUCGGGAUUCCUCGCGCUGCCGCCUCUCUCCCUGACCCUUCUGGUGCGCUGGAGAUAUCCCUUCCUGUCGUCCAGGCGGAGGCCAACGUCGUUGGCUCUUCUUUCGCGGGAUGCCUCAACGACCCCUCCGAUGUUGCUCUGUUCCUGCACACAUCCGGCACCACAAGCCGGCCUAAGGGGGUGCCACUCACCCAGCUCAACCUGGCUGCCUCCGUUAAGAACAUUCGAUCUGUUUACCGGCUCAGGGAGACUGAUUCCACCGUGAUCGUCCUUCCCCUGUUCCACGUCCACGGCCUGGUCGCUGCCCUCCUCUCGUCGCUUUCGGGCGGCGCCGCCGUGACACUCCCUGCCGCCGGACGCUUCUCCGCCUCCGCCUUCUGGGCCGAUAUGCGGGCCUCCGGCGCCACCUGGUACACCGCAGUCCCGACCAUCCACCAGAUCCUCCUCGACCGCCACGCCUCCCGGCCCGAGCCGGCCUAUCCCCACCUCCGCUUCAUCCGCAGUUGUAGUGCAUCGCUGGCGCCGGCUAUUCUAGAGCACUUGGAGGCCGCCUUCGGCGCGCCGGUGCUCGAAGCGUACGCGAUGACAGAGGCCUCGCAUCAGAUGGCGUCCAACCCACUGCCAGAGGACGCCCCAAGGAAGCCCGGCGCUGUGGGGAGGCCGACGGGGCUGGAGAUGGCGAUCCUGGACGAGGACGGCGCCCGCCGCCCGCCCAACGUGCCCGGCGAGGUCUGCAUCCGGGGACUCAACGUAACCAAGGGCUACAAGAACAACCCCGAGGCCAACAAAGCGGCUUUCGCUUUCGGCUGGUUCCACACCGGCGACGUCGGCUUCCUCGACGAGGAGGGCUACCUCCAUCUCGUCGCCCGCAUCAAGGAGCUCAUCAACCGCGGAGGCGAGAAAAUAUCCCCAAUUGAGGUCGACGCGGUGCUACUCGACCACUCGGACAUCGCCGAGGCGGUAGCAUUCGGCGUGCCGGACGACAAGUACGGCGAGGAGAUAAAUUGCGCGGUGGUUCCGAGGGAAGGGGCGGAGAUCGACGAGGACGAUGUCGUGAGGCAUUGCCGGAAGAAUCUGACGGCGUUCAAGGUGCCGAAGAAGGUAUUCAUCACUGAUUCGCUGCCGAAAACUGCAACGGGGAAGAUCCAACGGCGGAUGGUGGCCGAGUGCUUCGUAUCUCCCGCCAAGGCUCCAAGGGCCGGCGCUUAAUUAAGCGUAUUAAUUAUGACUAAAAUAAAUCCAUUUACUAUCCAAAAGAAAAAAAAAACAUAUAUACUAUUUAGUUUAAUGCAGUAUAUAUAUAAAGUUUUUUUUUUAUUUAUAUGUGGAACGAGACUAAGUGACGUCUCGUGUUGGCUUUCUUUAAUUAUCAAUGAAAUUUGAAUGUUCGUUCGUUUUUUAAAUAAAUUCUGUCAUUUACCUGUCA